AGGGAAAAGUGAAUAUUAAGCGUGGCUUGCCAAGGGAUUAAAAGGAAAAUGAGUAGCUCUGAGGAGGUAUCAUGGAUUUCCUGGUUUUGUGGACUCCGCGGUAAUGAAUUCUUCUGCGAGGUGGACGAAGAUUAUAUACAGGAUAAAUUCAACCUGACGGGUUUGAACGAACAAGUACCGAACUACCGCCAAGCACUGGAUAUGAUUUUAGAUCUCGAGCCGGAGGAUGAAAUAGACGAUAACCCUAACCAAUCGGAUCUGAUCGAACAGGCAGCAGAAAUGUUGUACGGUUUAAUACACGCUAGAUACAUUCUUACUAACCGUGGCAUAGCUCAAAUGAUAGAAAAAUAUCAGAGUGGUGACUUUGGUCACUGCCCACGUGUUUACUGUGAAAGUCAACCAAUGCUUCCACUAGGUCUGUCGGACGUACCCGGUGAGGCAAUGGUGAAAUCCUACUGUCCCAAAUGUAUCGACGUUUACACACCAAAGUCCUCUAGACAUCAUCAUACUGAUGGCGCAUAUUUCGGAACUGGAUUCCCGCACAUGCUGUUCAUGGUACAUCCUGAGUACCGUCCCAAACGUCCCGCAAAUCAAUUUGUACCACGCCUCUAUGGUUUUAAGAUUCACUCCCUAGCGUAUCAAAUCCAGCUGCAGGCUGCAGCGAACUUCAAGGCGCCGCUUCGAGGGUAAAGAGCUCAGCGAAGGGCAUCGAUAACUGAACCGCAAGCCGCCGAGACUAUAUCGAGAAGAUAGUUUGAGCCCGAUAUAGGAUCAACCCCACGAGCGGCGUGUGUGAAGAGAAAGAGAUAGAGAGAGAAACAGAAGGAGGAGAAGGCAAGCUGUUCCGAACGUGCUGCGACGGAACGCGCAGCUGGACGUCCCAUCAGACGCACCAUUUAGGACGCUUAGCGUCGUUCAAUAGUUUUGUUUUAGUUUAUAUUGAUUUUCUUUCAUUCUAACGCCACGUACCGUCGGUACAUUGCUUUUCCCACAUACUUUCCAUGGAGCGAAAGAGAGAGAGAGAAAGAGAUAUCUUUAAAUCUUGCAGUUGCAAAUCGAUUUGUAGAACACACAACAGCAAAAAUGCAUAGAGCGCCGAGUAUCCUUUGUCGUGCGUAUGCUGGUAUGUUUAGCCUGUGAGUGUACCGUGUAGAGGAUGAAAACAAAGCAGAAAAAAACAAUAAAGCAAAAACCACUUAGGAAAAUAGACGGCGAUAGAAAUGAAUAACGAAAGGUUGAACGCUAAUUCAUGAAACUAAUUUACAAAUAUCGAUAUCAUCGCACUCGCUUCAAAUUCAUUCGGCGGCUCAGCAUUGAACGUGUAUUGAUACGCAACGUUUGUGAAAAGGAUAUGUAUGCCCACUCUCUCCCUUCUCACCUCCCACCCCAAUCCACUCCCCACGUGCGGUAAAGCUUGUUAGCUGUAAUAGAAGCUGGCUGUUGCGGGUCCGAUGUCUCCUUGGAACCAUCUUAGGAGUUUAUCUCAAGCGCCGAGUAUAUAGUGUCAGGAUUAUUCAGCAUAAAUAAGGAAAUUUUCGAUGGGUCGUUUGUGUUUUAACAUGCAGGUUUUUACCGGUGGAUACUGAAGAAAUGUAAUGAAAUACUCGUUGAGUGAAAGUAGAGGCAAAAUGAUCCUGCAUAGCGAAUGUCUCAGUUAAAGCUUAAUCGUCCUUAAUCUAUCUAAUCAUGUACUAACACUAUUCAUACAUUUCAGUAACCACGAAGUUCUUUGUGAGACAAAUGAUUUAAUUGCGUUUUUAUUCUGUUCGCAGACAUCUGAUCAAUAAGUUUAUACAACAAAGACGCGUAAUUGUUCUGAUAAUUUUCUAUAUGAAUGGUCUUCGCAGGAUGCCAACUGGUUUAGACUUGUGGUUGUAGUUAAAAGACUUGUUGAUUCAUUCUAAACUCAUUCUUCGUACGCUUGUGAAACGUUUUUUUUUUUUUGAGAUAUAGAACAUCAUAAGGAAGAAAAAUAGAUCAUAGCGAUUGCGCCUAGGAGAACUUGACAUAAACUGUUAAUUUUUUUAAUGUACGCCGAACCCUUUUUUGUUUCGUAAGGAUUCGCGUCCCUGCGUGCGCAAGAAUGGCCAUAGGGAAUGAUCCUACUGGUAGGCAUAUCCAACCGGGGUACCCGUUUCAAUCCGGUGUCUGUCUACGGGAAAGUUUCCCACAACGUUCGUCCUAUUAUGUCCUCCGCAAUGGGAACAAGGUUGCAAACAACCAAGACGCGCUAGAUAAUUUUCUCGUAUUUACCGGUCAGAUAUGUUUCCAUUUAGAUAACCGUUAGUACUGAACAGAUCAAUCCGACGUGUGUUGCUGCAUUCUCCAUAAGAGCGAUCAGAGAAAUGAGUAGAAAGGCAACAGACAGCAUUCAAGUAAAAGAAGAACAAUAAUCCUGUGAGAAAAAACAUUAACAAAACAUAGAUAACAGGUGCAGAGUUACAGUUGUAAUUGCCGUCACGACCGCAAGGACACGCUGCUCCCCAAUUGCGCGUUUCGAAACGAGAUGGUAAAUCCGUCAAUCAUUCAACCACAGUCGUGUUUCGAAUCGAGUCGCCGGCCGAUAAUUGCCGAAUUACGUAGGUUUAGGAUAAUAUUUUUUAAACAUUUUAGUUGUUUCUCGCAUGUGUAGAAAAAAAGAAGAUAUACAACACUUUCACACAAUUCAAUCUUGCGGAUGAAUAAUAUUAAUCUGUUUUUGUUAUGCCUUGAACGUGGAAAAGUGGGUGAUAUAAGUUCUGCAACGAUCACUACCAUCUCAAACAUCAUGCAAGCGUCCGUUCUUCCUUUUUCAUACCGCCUCCUUAUAUAUAGAAUAAGACCCCGCGUAGUCUUGUCUAUGCUGCUGUUUUCCUCUUUGAAAUAACAUAGGGCAUUUAUUGUGAGCAGACAGAGGUAGUCAUGUUUUUUGUUUAUCUAUUUACAUUAAUAUCUAAUUAGACGAAAGCGGAAUUUGCAAUUUUUGCGUCACGAGCAGCAGCAGAGAAAGCAAAGGACGGUCGCAAAAUUAUAGAAACCAUUUCGUUCCCUUGGGGAGUCAUUAAGAGAAAAACUUCAUUACUAGAAACGAAAGCGGAACGAAGCGAACACGUAUGUAAUAAGGGUAUAUGAAGAAAAGGAAGCAGGUGGUACAUAAGCAAAGAAUUAACAACAUGAACAACAGCAACAGAUAAAACCUCCAAAUUUCUUUCUCACAGUAAACAAAUACAUUCAACAAAUGCGGCGAGCACAUUGCCACUGGACAUGGACUUGAGCGUCGUGUCACGAAAAGAAUAAAAAAGAAAGUGCUACAAAAUACAUAAACACACUACUAAACGUAUAUAUAUACAUGUAACUUAUAUAUACAUAUAGACGAAUCUAUUAAUUAAUAAUAAUUAUUAAUUAACAGAUCGAUCGCGUACAGUAAAACAGUAAAAGAAAAAUGAUUAAAAACAAAGAUAAAGAGUAGGAAGAAUUGAGGUAAACUUAACAUGGAACAUGAAAGAAAAAGGAAAAAAUACACAACAAACAUAAAACGCACGGGCAGAAAGACAAGAAGCACAGUUAGAAAGUGUGCUACUUUGGAGACGAUUGAAAUAAAAUGAAACAAAACGAAUACGGCUAGAUAAUGUA
This is a messenger RNA of Anopheles nili, 3612 nucleotides long. It is a transcript of the gene CkIIbeta, whose product is annotated as casein kinase II subunit beta. Bases 49 to 690 code for a protein of 213 amino acids. The record is from RefSeq and is a predicted model, not a curated record. Gene Ontology annotation, molecular function: protein kinase regulator activity. The transcript is spliced from 7 exons. Gene Ontology annotation, cellular component: protein kinase CK2 complex; cytoplasm. NCBI's taxonomy places the organism in Eukaryota, Metazoa, Arthropoda, Insecta, Diptera, Culicidae.